AUGAAUAAUGAAUUACUUCAACAAUUUAGACCUUCAUAAAUGAUCAAUUGGGAUGAUAAUACAAAGAAGCUUAUAUUAUUGGGUAAUUUGAAUAAUUAAUGCGCAAUUCUUAUAUUAUAGAAGAAACCUUUUGAAAAGAAAGUUCAGCAACUAUCAUUUGAUUAAGCACUUUAAUAUUUCCAUAAUGAUAUAUAUACAAAAUACAAUUGUCAAAUGUUGAGUGAUAUUGAUUGUGAAUUGAUAUAUCCUGCAAAUUAGGUUCAUAUUGAUAAAUAUUCAAAAUCUGAUUCAAUUAUCAUAGAAGAAACCUAUGAUAUGUAUAAAGAAUAAUAAAUUAUAUAAAUGCCAUUAGAUUGGGUAUAUAAUAUAUUAGAAAAGAAGAAAGAGGUUGAAAAUAUUGUAUUUGAAAAUCAAACAUUUUUAAUUCUUAAAGAUUAUGUUUUUGUGAAUUCUCAAAGCUUAGAUGAUUUACAUUUGUUGGCACUUCCAUUUUAAAGAGAUAUAAAAUCAUUACGGGAUUUAAAUUAGGAUCAUAUAGGUAUGUUGGAAGAUAUGUAUACUGAAGGUUUAAGAAUAAUAUAGGAAAAAUAUAAAUUAGAGUAAAAAUUUAUAAAAGUCUUUGUUCAUUAUCUUCCUUCUUUUUAUCAUUUUCAUGUUCAUUUCACUCAUUCAAGUCAUAUUGGAUAAGCAUUUCGAGAUAUUCCUCUUUUAUAGAUUAUAUAAAAUAUUAAAUUAAAAAGCAAUUACUAUUAAUCAGUUGCACUUUAAUAUAUAACAAAAGUAAGAAUUAAUUAGGCUUGA
Paramecium pentaurelia is the source of this 801-nucleotide messenger RNA. The record is from the annotation of a GenBank genome assembly. Lineage: Eukaryota; Ciliophora; Oligohymenophorea; Peniculida; Parameciidae.